Messenger RNA from Lactuca virosa, 885 nucleotides. Lineage: Eukaryota; Viridiplantae; Streptophyta; Magnoliopsida; Asterales; Asteraceae. The record is from the annotation of a GenBank genome assembly.
AUGGUUUUGAUAUGGAUCGACGGUCUUGGGUCGGCUAUAUGGAGUGGUCUACUAAAGAAGCUAUAUGAGACGCAUGAAAGGCUUCUAGAUCUUGUUUCAUUAUUCUGUUAUGUUCCAAGAACAAAGUAUCUACCUCUAGGGCCAACAAGUGCAAAGCUGAUUGAGAUAUAUCGGAAUCGGCAUAAUAUUACUGCAUCAAGUGGCAUGAGGGAUGUUGCUGUGUCUACAGGGAUUUCUGAACUGUUAUAUGAGUCCAUAAAACCAGCAGCUGUGGAGUCUGACAAUAAUCUUGAUGAUGAUCUGGUAAAUGCUUGGGCAACAGGUCUUGCUGAUGAUGGCUUGUGGGGAAGCAAUGCUCCUGCAAUGAAUAGGGUUAAUGAGUUUCUUGCUGGUGCUGGGACUGAUGCACCUGAUGUUGAUGAGGAGAACAUUAUUUCAAGACCUUCAAUGAGUUAUGAUGAUAUGUGGGCAAAAACUCUGUUAGAGACUGCAGAAGUUGAUGAUGACGGGAGGUCUUCUGGAUCCUCUUCUCCAGAUUCAGUAGGGUCGGUUGAGACAUCAAUUUCAUCUCAUUUUGGAGGAAUGAAUUAUCCAUCUUUGUUCAGUUCCAAACCAUCAGCUUAUGGAUCUUCACAACCCACGAUUCGCGAAGAGCCUCCUCCAUACUCAUCUCCGGUUCAUCAAAGAUUCGAGUCAUUUGAGAACCCGUUGACCAGACAGGGGUCAAGCAGCUUUGAGUCUCAUGAAGAGGAAAGAGGAGAAAGAUCACGAUCCUCUACAGGGAAUGCACAAUCUGGAUCACUUUAUGACUUCACAGCCGGUGGUGACGAAGAUAUGUUGCAGUCUUGUAGAAAGUGGAAACCGUACAAUUUAUCCAACCUUUGA